Salvelinus fontinalis (brook trout) is the source of this 9069-nucleotide messenger RNA. RefSeq names its product PHD finger protein 13 (gene phf13). Lineage: Eukaryota; Metazoa; Chordata; Actinopteri; Salmoniformes; Salmonidae. Gene Ontology annotation, biological process: mitotic chromosome condensation. The record is from RefSeq and is a predicted model, not a curated record. Gene Ontology annotation, molecular function: chromatin binding. Bases 402 to 1424 code for a protein of 340 amino acids. The transcript has 5 exons.
CUUUUUUUUUCCGAGGUGGUUCCCUCGACCAGUCCUUUGAUUAGUCUGAGUUUGAGUGACAGCCAGGCAGUUAAUGGCAACACUGACAGUGUAGCGUGACGAGAUUGACUCGGUGUAGCUAGCGAACCCGUUUUGUUCAAGAGAUACGGCAACAUUUGUCUUCUAACUAUAAUGCAUUACUAAGUAUCUCCCGGGGUAUAGGCGAAACAUUAUCUGCAGACAGUGUGUUUGUUGCGAGAAUAUCGUAAGCUAACAGUUGGCUAGCUAAGAACAGUGCAAUGUUUUGAACGUCGAUGACACCAUAGUUAGUUGUGCACUGCUGCAUACCUUCGUUUAUUGCUAGCUAAUUAUAUAAUUUAGGUAACUUAGCUACAUUAUACCAAACGUAUCACUUUUUAGAGAUGGACAACGUUACUUCAUCGUCACACCAUGCAUAUGAAUCAGAGGGCCAGGGGCUCAGACCACCAUACAGGAGGCGGACGGUGGAGGACUUCAACAAGUUCUGCACCUUUGUGUUGGCAUAUGCAGGCUAUAUCCCAUAUCCCCAGGAGGACUCUCCUCUGCGUAGUAGCUCCAGCCCCCCCAACAGUACAGGCAGUACAGCAGACAGUGAUGGCUGGACCCCUGUCCCUGAAACCCCCUCUUGCCCCCCGCGGCCCCCCAUACCCCCGCAGGACAAGAACAGGAAACGACCCCAUCCCACGGGAAUCCACCCUGUGGCCUCACUAUCCAGCCAUGUUAUGAAAAAUCAUGGCCAUUUAGCAUCCUCCCUGCACCCAGAUGACCGGAGGAAAGCCAACAAACUGAAGAAGAGGAGGAAGGACUGGGAGAGCCAGGCCGGCGAGCCGAGCUCUGCACAACAGGCCUACGCAAUGAGCCCAGAGCCACAGUUCCCCCUGCCCCUGGAAGGACGACCAAUCAAAGACGAGCCUGAGGAUGACUUCUUCAUCCCCCUCCACCCUUCGUCUCCUCACCGCCUGCCUAGCCCCUCUCACUUCAAUAACUCCUCCCCCUGUAAGCAGGAGCACAAUGAGGAGUGGGAGUGCUGGGCGGGACAGGGGCUGGUGGAGGGCAUGGUGGAGAGUGUGGAGGGUUUUACUGGGAACAGGACGGUGAUCCGACAGGGGAAACAGGUGGUGUUCCGAGACGAGGAUGGCUCCGGAGAGGACGAGGACAUCAUGGUGGACUCCGAUGAUGACUCGUGGGACCUGGUGACGUGUUUCUGUAUGAAGCCGUUUGCAGGCCGGGCCAUGAUUGAGUGUAACCAGUGUAACACGUGGAUCCACCUGUCCUGUGCUAAGAUCAGGAAGUCCCACGUUCCUGAGACUUAUAUGUGUCAGAGCUGCAGAGACACACUGGGCCUGGCAGACACCCGCCGCUCAUACCGCUCACGCAUUGGCCCCCGCAGACACCUUCUUGACUGACCCCAUUGCAAACCCCUUCACCCCUCUCACCUGCAUUUAGACCAUGCCGCAUACGGUUCUAACCCCAACCCGGUCCUGUAACCCAUGCCCCAGGCCAGCCCUUUCCUUUUGUCCCUGACCCCAGUCCUACCCCAUGCCCCAGGUCCUUUUCCUCACCCCUAUUGCGUCGACUAAGCCUACUAGCCGUCCCUCGGGUUUUCAACACCCCCAAACUAAACCAAUCCGAGUGCUAUUUAAGAUUUAUUAUAAAUUUUACAGUUUCUCUCUGCUUCCUUCCGGACUCUGUGUGCGUAAGUCAAUCACUGAAUGUCUGUUUGUAAUACAAUAGUUGACCAGUAGGGUUGGACUCUGUAGUCUAGUCUGGCUGACCGGUUAGCUCAGACUGGAUAGAGACUAGCUACGCAUUUCGCAUGAACAGUGUAAACCUGUCUUCACUCUUAAACUGUCGGGGAGAAUGACCUAUAGAGCUGCCACCCAACGGUGUGAAUUUUGGGACGUUGCCUUUUUCACUAAUUUCAUGCGUUAAAGGGGUGUGUUGACUUGCCAACCCCUUCUCCUCCCUCAACCACCCUCUCAACUAGGUGGUUGGUACGUUUGUCUGUCUGAGGGAAGCCUUUGUCUAAAGCCUCAAGCAGAGGGUCUGUAGAUAAUGAUGUCCAGUUCUAUACUGAACAAAAAUAUAAAUGCAACACACUGAGUUAGUUCAUAUAAGGAAAUUUGUCAAUUGAAAUAAAUGAAUUAGGCCCUAAUCUAUUGAUUUCACAUGACUGGGAAUAUGGAUAGGAAUCUGUUGGUCACUUUUUUUUUAAGUAGGGGCGGGGAUCAGAAAACCAGUUAGUAUCUGGUGUGACCACCAUUUGCAUCAUGCAGCGCAACACGUCUCCUUCGCAUAUAGUUGAUCAGGCUGUGGAUUGUGGAAUGUUGUCCCACUACUAUUCAAUGGCUGUUCGAAGUUGCUGGAUAUUGGCGGGAACUGGAACGCUCUGUCGUACAUGUCGAUCCAGAGCAUCCCAAACAUGCUCAAUGGGUGACAUGUCUGAGUGUGCAGGCCAUGGAAGAAUUGGGACAUUUUCAGCUUCCAGGAAUUUUGUACAGAUCAUGGGGCCGUGCAUUAUCAUGCUGAAACAUGAGGUGAUGAAUGGCACGACAAUGUGCUUUGGCACGGUAUCUCUGUGCAUUCAAAUUACCAUCGAUAAAAUGCAAUUGUUUGUUGUCCGUAUUUUGUGCCUGCCCAUACCAUAACCCCACCGCCACCGCCUCUGUUUACAACCUUGACAUAAGCAAACCGCUCGCCCACACAACACCAUACAUGUGGUCUCCGUUUGCAAGGCCUGUUGGACGUACUGCUAAAUUGUCUGAAAUUACGUUGGAGGCGGCUUAUGGCAGAGAAAUUAACAUUCAAAUAUCUGGAAACAGCUCUGGUGGACAUUCCUGCAGUCAGCUUGCCAAUUGCACGCUCCCUCAAAACUGCGUUGUGACAAAACGGCACAUUUUAGUGGCCUUUUAUUGUCCCUGGCACAAGGUGCACCUGUGUACUGAUUAUGCUGUUUAAUCAGCUUCUUGAUAUGCCACAUCUGUCAUGUGGAUGUAUUAUCUUGGAAAAGGAGAAAUGCUUACUAACCGGAAUGUAAAUUAAUUUGUGGACAAAAUUUGAGAGAAAUAUGCUUUUUGUGCGUAUGGAACAUUUUUGGGAUCUUUUAUUUCAGCUCAUGAAACAUAGGACCAACAUUUCACAUGUUGCAUUUAUAUUUUUGUUCAGUACAGAUAAACGGAACACGUUCAACUCUUUCUUUCAAUAGACAGAGCUUGAAAUGGUGCUCUAGACCACCAAGGAAUUAUCCCAUACUACAAAGAUGUAAAAGAGGCAUCACUUGAUGCGUUUCAUAUCAACACUUCUCCAUCAAGUGAAUGCUGGCCAUAGACAACCUAUAGUCGUGGCCAAAAGUUUUGAGAAUGACACAAAUAUUAAUUUCCACAAAGUUUGCUGCUUCAGAGUCUUUAGAUAUUUUUGUCAGAUGUUACUAUGGAAUACUGAAGUGUAAUUACAAGCAUUUUUUAAGUGUCAAAGGCUUUUAUUGACAAUUACAUGAAGUUGAUGCAAAGAGUCAAUAUUUGCAGUGUUGAUCCUUCUUUUUCAAGACCUCUGCAAUCCGCCCUGGCAUGCUGUCAAUUAACUUCUGGGCCACAUCCUGACUGAUGGCAGCCCAUUCUUGCAUAAUCGAUGCUUUGAGUUUGUCAGAAUUUUUAGGUUUUUGUUUGUCCACCCGCCCCUUGAGGAUUGACCACAAGUUCUCAAUGGGAUUAAGGUCUGGGGAGUUUCCUGGCCAUGGACCCAAAAAUAUUGAUGUUUUGUUCCCCGAGCAGCUUAGUUAUCACUUUUGCCUUAUGGCAAGGUGCUCCAUCAUGCUGUAAAAGGCAUUGUUCGUCACCAAACUGUUCCUGGAUGGUUGGGAGAAGUUGCUCUCGGAGGAUGUGUUGGUACCAUUCUUUAUUCAUGGCGGUUCUUAGGCAGAAUUGUGAGUGAGCCCACUCCCUUGGCUGAGAAGCAACCCCACACAUGAAUGGUUUCAGUAUGCUUUACUGUUGGCAUGACACAGGACUGAUGGUAGCGCUCACCUUGUCUUCUCCGGGCAAGCUUUUUUUCCAGAUGCCCCAAACAAACGGAAAGGAGAUUCAUCAGAGAAAAUUACUUACACAGUCCACAGCAGUCCAAUCCCUGUUCCUUUUGCAGAAAAUCAGUCUGUCCCUGAUGUUUUUCCUGGAGAGAAGUGGCUUCUUUGCUGCCCUUCAUGACACCAGGCCAUCCUCCAAAAGUCUUUGCCUCACUGUGCGUGCAGAUGCACUCACACCUGCCUGCUGCCAUUCCUGAGCAAGCUCUGUACUGGUGGUGCCCCGAUCCUGCAGCUGAAUCAACUUUAGGAGACGGUCCUGGCACUUGCUGGACUUUCUUGGGCACCCUGAAGCCUUCACAACAAUUGAACCGCUCUCCUUGAAGUUCUUGAUAAUCUGAUAAAUGGUUGAUUUAGGUGCAAUCUUGCAGCAAUAUCCUUGCCUGUGAAGCCUUUUUUUUUGCAAAGCAAUGAUGGCACGUGUUUCCUUGCAGGUAACCAUGGUUGACAGAGGAAGAACAAUGAUUCCAAGCACCAUCCUCCUUUUGAAGCUUCCAGUCUGUUAUUCGAACUCAAUCAGCAUGACGGUGAUCUCCAGCCUUGUCCUCGUCAACACUCACACCUGUGUUAAUGAGAGAAUCACUGACAUGAUGUCAGCUGGUCCUUUGUGGCAGGGCUGAAAUGCUGUGGAAAUGUUUUUUGGGGAUUCAGUUCAUUUGCAUAGCAAAGAGGGAUUUUGCAAUUCAUCUGAUCACUCUUCAUAACAUUCUGGACUAUAUGCAAAUUGCCAUCAUACAAACUGAGGCAGCAGACUUUGUGAAAAUUAAUAUUUGUGUCAUUCUCAACUUUUGGCCACGACUGUACAUACACUCGUGUACAAAACCACUCUUUCCAUGACAGACUAGGGAGAAUCCAGUUGAAAGCUAUGAUCCCUUAUAGAUGUCGCCUGUUAAAACCACUUCAACCUGUGUUGAUGAAGAGACAGGUUAAAGAUGAAUCUUUAAGCCUUGAGACAUGGAUUGUGUAUGUGUGCCAUUCAGAGGGUGAAUGGGCAAGACAAAAUAUUUAAGUGCCUUUGAACUGGGUAUGGUAGUAAGUGCCAGGUGCACCAGUUUGAGUGUGUCAAGAACUGCCAUCCAGCCAACUUGUCACAACUGUGGGAAGCAUUGGCGUCAACAUGGGCCAGCAUCCCUGUGGAUGUUUUUCCUGGAGAGACACCUUGUUGAGUCCAUGGCCCGGACAAAUUUUUUGUAUUUAUUUUAUUUAACUAGGCAAGUCAGUUAAGAACAAAUUCUUAUUUACAAUGACUGCCUACCCCGGCCAAACCCUAACCCGGACGACACUGGUCCAAUUGUGCGCUGACCUAUGGGACUCCCAAUCAUGGCCAGUUGUGAUACAGCCUGGAAUUGAACCAGGGUCUGUAGUGACACCUCUAGCACUGAGAUGCAGUGACUUAGACCGCUGCGCCACUCGGGAGCUGCCGAUUUGAGGUUGUUGAUAGGGCAAAAAGGGGGGGUGCAACUCAAUAUUAGGAAUGUGUGCCUAAUGUUUUGUACACCGUGUAUAUAUGACGUAAUUUCUGGUCCCUUUUUCUGUUCAUAGGUUGCACCUCAGUCACUCGGUUGUCAUGCCAUUGGUAUGAACGUUCUAAAGCCGCCCUCUGCUGGCGGCGCCAUAGUGGUGAUAAACCCAAUCAUUCUGCACUAGGCCAACUAUGUUGCCUAAAUGACACUAGCGCCUGGGGAAAGAAGUUGAUAUUGCUAAAGUAGUCAGAUAUUUACAAGGAAAUAUUGUCAUUUCAUCAAAUUUACUUUAGAUAGAUGGAAAUGUUGUCAUUAGCUAGCAAAGUUUGUCAAAAAUAGCUAGCAAUUCUAACGUUAAAUUCCGGUUCCUCAAUUUUAGCUAGCUAGCUAGCUAACGUUGUACUGCAUCUAAAGUCAAUCUGGCGACAUCAGACUGAUGGCAAGGGGGGUUCUACUAAUUAUUUGCCUCCAUUUGAAUGUCAUUGUAUUUCCAAGCCACUGUAUUGCUUUUUUGAUUAAAUCAUCAGCACGUUGACGAUGCAUCGAGUAGUGCUCAGUCGGGCUUCAGUCUGAAACGAACGUUCAAAACAACAUUGUGACGAAACAUCGAAUAGAUUAUUAGAUUAGUUAGUUAUUUUUCCUAGACCAGGGGCUGUACCUGCCGCUGUCCUCUUCAAUCAAAGCUUUUAUCAUCAGUUAGAACAUUGAAGAACAACUAUUUGUGGGAAUUAUUUCCCUGUUUAAAAACGUUCCAGGCUGUUUCCAGAAGCCAUUUCAGUUUUUUCAUGUUCUACAUUUUAUGAAGAGUUCAAAUUAUUUUUCCACAAUAGAGCCAGGUAACUGUUGGAAACAAUCAAUCAUUGAAUUAAGCUCCACUCACAAACACCACCAUGUCGAGAACAGUUUAAUGGUCCUGAACAGACCCCAGUGGGUUAAUGGGUACACAUUGAUGUGGCUUUGAAGAGAGCCCUGGGUGAAGACGGGUUUUGGUGGGUGAAGAAAAUGCAUUAACAUGUGUAUGGUGAGCGAAAGCCAUACGCAGCCAUGUAAAGUGAUGUCAUUGUUACAGUAUAGAAACAAGCCCCUGUCCCCAGGCACUUCAUGUAAAGUGCCCUUGGGAACAGGGGUCAGAGGUUGUUUCUGGACAGCCAUUGUCUCUGCCCUUGGUUCUCAGUCCCCUCAGGUUAGUCCUAUAGGUUAGCGAGCAAUGGGGCCAAUAUAGGAUUUAUUCAGCCAUCAAUCAAUGCAUUAUCAAAACCAUUGCGCAAGUGUCUUAGGGCUCUAUAUAUGGGGUGUGUUUGGCUUCCUGAGCUUUUCCUGACCAUGUGACCCAACCACAAAACAAGUUUUAUAGGCUAUAACGGGGACCCAGAGUUUUUCAUGGUCAGGACAACUCCUGACCCUACACGUCUCCUGGUGUACUCAUUUGCACAAAUCAGUAUUUAAUCUCUCACCUGAUCACUACCAGGCUCGCCAGGGUUUGAUAAUGAUCACUACCAUGCUCGCUGGGGUUUUAUAAUGUAUUUUGGCGUUUAUGGAGAAGUGUCCUUCAAGCUGUUUGCAUUUUGACCGUGUUCGGAAUUUAAGCUUUUUCAAAUAUUCAUGUUUUCACCAGUUGUCAAGUCUAAGCUUGCUGAUGUGUACAUAUUGUUGUUUCUGUCGACAUCAUAUAUAUAGUGCCUUCAGAAUGUAUUCAUACCCCUUGACGUAGUCCACAUUUUUGUUGUUACAGCCUGAAUUGAAAAUGUAUUACAUUUUUUUCUCACCCUUCUACACACAAUACCCCAUAAUGACAAAGUGAAAACAUGUUUUUAGACAUUUUUGCUCAAUUACUGAAAAAUGAAAUUUCAUUUACAUAAGUAUUCAUACUCCUGAGUCAAUACUUUGUAGAAGCAUCUUUGGCAGCAAUUACAGCUGAGAGUAUUUCUGGGUAAGUCUAAGAGCUUUCCACACCUGGAUUGUGCAAAAUUUGCCCAUAUUCUUCAAGAUCUGUCAAAUUGGUAGUUGAGCACUGCUAGACAACAAUGUUCAAGUCUUGCCAUAGGUGUUCAAGUUAAAAUUGUAUCUCGGCCACUCAACGUUCACUGUUGGCAAGGAACUUCAGUGUAGAUUGGGCUUUGUGUUUUAGGUUAUUGUCCUGCUGAAAGGUGAAUUAAUUUACCAGUGUCUGGUGGAAAGCAGACAACCAGGUUUUCCUCUAGGAGUUUGCCUAUGCUUUGCUCUUUUGUUUUAUUUUUCUAUCCUGAAAAACUCCCCAGUCCUUAAUGAUUACAAGCAUACCCAUAACAUGAUGCAGCCACCACUAUGCUUUAACAUGUGCAGAGUGGUACUCUGUAAUGUGUUGUAUUGGUUUUGCACCAAACUUAACACUUUGUAUUCAGGACAAAAAUGUAAUUGCUUUGCCACAUUUUCUGCAAUAUUACUUUGGUGCCUUGUUGUGAACAGGAUGCAUGUUUUUGAAUAUUUUUAUGCUGUACAGGCUUCUUUCUUUUCACUCUGUCAAUUAGGUUAGUAUUGUGGAGUAACUAUCAACAAUGUUGUUGAUCCAUCCUCAGUUUUCUCUUAUCACAGCUAUUAAACUCAGUAACUGUUUUAGUUACUAUUGGACUCACGGUCAAAUUCCUGAGCGGUUUCCUUCCUCAACUUAGUUCGGAAGGACACCUCUGUUUCUAGUGACUGGGUGUAUUGAUAUGCCAUCCAAAGUGUAAUUUAAUAACUUCACCAUGAUCAAAGGGAUAUUCAAUGUCUGUCUUGUCUUUUUUUGCCAUCUACCGAUAGGUGCCCUUUUGCACUGCAUUUUAAAAUAUCCCUGGUCUUUUUUGUUAAAUGUGUUUUGAAAUUCACUUUGAGGGACCUUACAAUUAUCUGUAUGUGUGGGGUACAGAGAUGAGGUUGUCAUUCAAAUUGUUAAACACUAUAAUUGCACACAGAGUCCAUGCAACUUAUUGUGACUUGUUAAACAAAUGUUUACUCUAACUUAUUUAGGCUUGUCAUAACAAGGGGUUGAAUACUUAAUGACUCAAGAUAUUUCAGCUUUUCAUUUUUAAUGAAUUGGUAACAUUUUCUAAACUAUUCCACGUUAACAUUAUGGGGGCGGGGGUGUACCAGUGACAACAUAUCUAAAUGUAAUCUAUUUUAAAUCCAAAAUGUGGAAAAAAGUCACGGGGUGUGAAUACUUUCUGAAGGCACUGUAAGCCAUAGAUCGAUGUCACUGUCUGACUGACUGAUGUUAGACAUACACCUACUGAAUGCUUGUCUGGGCUUUCUAGCAAGCAAGAGCAAUGGGUUGGUUAGUUAUUACUAACUACGGUUAAUAAGAUGAAUAUGGGUUACUGAUAAGUCAGUCAUACUAGAACAAUUUCUUUCUUUAAAAAAAAUAUUUAGGGAAGUUAGAACGCUAACUCAUUGAUCCCGCUUUGUGAAAACCCCUUACUGAGAAUGUGAUGUCUGGUGCAAACUGUUUCUGUGAAACUCUGUAUUGUAAAUAAAGAUUUAAUGAAGAUUUUAACCUCA